CUCUAUGGUGACAUAUCAAGUCCAGCUUCUUUUCCCUCUCCUCAGGAACGAGCCUACUUGCUGUCAUUGUGCGUGCACGAGCUACCAUUGUUUGUUUGUGUAGCGACAUGUUGAAAAUGGCGGAGGGGAGAGACCUACGCGACAUAAAGAGUCAAAUAUUAGUAAACCGUGAAUGACAAUUUCAAAAGCGCAAAUUUGAAAAGCUGAAAACAGCGACAUUAUUUUGAAACUGGCUUUGAAUUAGCUUACAUUGCUAAUCUCGCUAGCUUCAAUAGUGUGAUUUUUACUCACAGGCUUGUUUGUCAACAUUAGCCAACAGCCAUGUUCUCCCUGGCUUGUGUCAAACUACAGCGCCAGACCACAUUAUCCAUAGCGAGUGGAAGAGAUUGAUUCAUGGAGCGGCAGAAGAGAAAACCAAGGCACCCGAACUAGUUGGCACUGGCCGCCCAAUUUACGGGCUUUACUGUAAAAUAUUUACUUCCGAAUUAGCCAAUUUAUGCAUGGAAAUUGAACGUCUUAACUUUAAUCAACGACAGAUUGCAUUGAAAUGUAAUAAAUACAGAAGAUAAACACCAACGUAUACGGAGAUUGAGACAGGUCCAGCUCGCUACCUCCUCCCCCAGUGGGAUGGUGCUGCAUGACAGGGAGGCCUUGGCGCCGUAGCCCCCUCUCCUGGAUCCUGCCCGCCCCACCACCACCCCCCUCAGAGCGGAUGACCACCACCACAGCAGCCCCCCAUGAGUCACCCUCUGGAGCCCUAGAUCAAGUGUCCUGAAGCUCAGAAUGAGUGCUGUAGGGGAAAGUGCCCUGGAUCCUGCCACGCCAGAGUCCCGCAAGAGGAAGGGCUCACCAUGCGACACCUCAGAGCAGAGUGUGGAGAAGCGGCGACGGGAGCUGGAGUGUCGUUACAUAGACGAGCUGGCUGAGCUCCUGUCUGCCAACAUGGGCGACAUCGCCAGCCUCAACGUCAAGCCAGACAAGUGCCACAUCCUCAGGAGCACCGUGGACCAGAUCCAGCAGAUCAAACGGCGCGAGCAGGAGAAAGCGGCUAUGAUGUCACCGGAAGACGAGGUGCAGAAGAGUGACAUCUCGUCCAGUAGUCAGGGCAUGGUGGAGAAAGAGGCUCUGGGGCCGCUGCUGCUCGAGGCUCUGGACGGCUUCUUUUUUGUGGUGAACCGCGAGGGCCGGAUCGUGUUUGUGUCGGAGAAUGUGACGGGUUACCUAGGCUACACCCAGGAAGAGCUGAUUACCUCCAGCGUCUACAGCAUCCUCCAUGUGGGAGACCACGGCGAGUUUGUCCGCAACUUGCUGCCCAAGAGCCUUGUGAACGGGGUGCCGUGGCCCCAGGAGCAGAGUCGGAGGAACAGUAACACAUUUAACUGCCGGAUGCUAAAGAGGCCCCCUGAUGAGGUGGACUCAGAGAACCAGGAAGCACUACAGCAGUACGACAUCAUGCAGUGUUUUACUGUCUCCCAGCCCAAAGCCAUGCCGGAGGAGGAUGACCUGCAGAGCUGCCUGAUCUGCAUAGCCUGCCCGAUGCCCCGCCCACAGCAGCUACCCGCCAUCCGCACUGAGUCCUUUAUCACCAAACAGGACCCCACAGGGAAGAUCAUCUCCAUAGAGACCAGUGCUCUGCGGGCGACGGGGCGACCGGGCUGGGAGGACCUUGUCCGGAAGUGUAUCUACGCCUUCUUCCAGCCGCAGGGCAAAGAACCCUCCCACGCAAAGAAGCUGCUCCACGAGGUGAUGACCCAUGGCACGGCCAUCAGCCCUCUUUACCGGUUCAACCUGAGCGAUGGGACCCCCCUCAGCGCUCAGACCCGCUGCAAGUUCUGCUGCCCCCCCAACCAUGACGUUCAGCCCUUCAUCAUGGGCAUUCACACUAUCGACAGGGAACACAACACUGCUAGCUCUCAGGAAAACACUAACUCCAGCCUUCUACUGACCCAUAGGAGCCCUGCUCCCUCCCACUCCCCUGCCCUCCCCCCGGGCAGCGAGGCCAGCCAAGCCCCAGCCCCCACCUCGGGCCUCCAUCUCAACAACGGCAAAAGCUCCAGCACCACCGCCCCCACCACACCCACCAGCCAUUCAGCAGGGUACCUGACGCCCAACCGGAUGUGUCCUCAGCAGGUCAACAGCCCCUCGCCCCUGGGAAGCCCCCUCACUGCCACCCCUACCUCAUUCAUGUCGCCCAGGCCCCCCAGGGCCAGUCCGGGGCUGGGCGGCCCGCGUGUCCCAGGGAACCCCUUCUCCCCUUCCACCCCUGGCCUGCACUCUCCGGCAGCGUCCCUGGGAGGUGGAGCUGGUGGCGGGGGAAGUGGAAUCCUCAGCCGGCGCCACUCUGGUGGGGACGGUGGAGCAGGGACACCCCUGGGUUUCUCUCUGCCCUCCCCUUUACCUCAGAGGCAGGCCAGCACCCCCACCAGCUCCCCAGCGCGCCCUCCCCCCGCAAGCCCCCAGAGGGAGGAGGAGGAGGUGGGGGGCGGAGAGGACCUGGCUAAAGGAAAACUAGGGGUGAACCCCAAACUCAACCAGCCCCUGGACAACGGCGGAGUGGGGGCGCCUAGGGACCCCAAAAACACAUCUACCAAACCCACCUCCACCCCUCAGUGCCCGGCCUCCCACAGCACGCUGACGGAGCGCCACAAGAUCCUCCACCGCCUCCUGCAGGACAGCAGCCUAGCUGAGGGCAGCAACGGCAAGGAGUCUGAGAUCAAGAAGGAGCCUCCUGCCAGCCCUGCCACCGCCAACCCCAACGGACCCCCCACCACCCCCCAGGACCACCAGCUGCUGCGCUUCCUCCUGGACACGGAUGAGAAGGACCUGGGCGACCUGCCCCUCCGGCCGCUCUCAGCCUGCAGACGGUCCGGGUCAAAACUGAGAAGAGGGCCAGCGGGGACACUACUCCCUGCGCUGCAGCCUGCGCCAGCCCCAAGCCCAAACCGAGCCCUGCAGACAGCAGGCCGUCCAGAGACCCGUUCCCCAGUGUAUCUGCUGACCUGGACCCUCUCAGCCAGCUGCUGCCCACCCUCAGGGGCCCCACAGGGGCCAAGCAGGGCAGCAAGGAGCAGGGUGGUCCCCAGACCCAAGCCCUGUCGUCCCAUAGCCAAACCCAACCUCAACCACGGCUCCAUUCACCUCCACAGCCCCAGACACAGCCUUGGCUCCAAUCACCUCUUCAAACCAAACCUCAGAACCAUAUCAAGCUUCAGUCCCCUACCCAGCUUCAGUCCCCCACCCAGCUUCAGUCCCCCACCCAGCUUCAGCCCCCCACCCAGCUUCAGUCCCCCACCCAGCUUCAGUCCCCCACCCAGCUUCAGUCCCCCACCCAGCUUCAGUCCCCCACCCAGCUUCAGUCCCCCACCCAGCUUCAGUCCCCCACCCAUCUUCCGUCCCCUACCCAGCUUCCGUCCCCUACCCAGCUUCCGUCCCCUACCCAGCUUCAGUCCCCUCCCAGCUUCAGUCCCCUACCCAGCUUCAGUCCCCUACCCAGCUUCAGUCCCCAACCCAGCUUCAGUCCCCUACCCAGCUUCAGUCCCCCACCCAGCUUCAGUCCCCCACCCAGCUUCAGUCUCCUACCCAGCUUCAGUCUCCUACCCAGCUUCCGACCCCUACCCAGCUUCAGUCCCCUACCCAGCUUCAGUCCCCUACCCAGCUUCAUGCCCCUACCCAGCUUCAGUCUCCUACCUUACUCCAGCCCAGUGGGGCCAACACGGUCAAGGCCGUGACCGUGAAGAGGGAGCCUCCCGGAAGACCAAGCCGAGGUACGGCAGGAAUAAAGGGGGGCUCACUGAUGGCCCCAGCCUGCAGAACCAGUCACACUUUGACUUCUGCAGCCCCAGCCAGAGACCGGGACAAGGGGAGCUCUUCCAGACGCCUGAAGACAGCAGCAGCCCCUUUAAAGAGCCUGGACUAAUGAACUCAUUCAACUCCAACACCGCGUUGUCUAAGAUGGAGACAGACUCUCAGCAGUUCCAGACCCUGGCCCUGACUGAGACUCUGUCCUUUGAUGGAGGCAUGGGAAACCCUGUGCAAGCCUCUCUGGCCUCCCCUCAGGAGCAGUGUGUCCCAUGCCCGCUGGAUGAGCUGCUGUGCCCCCCCACCACCCCCGAGGGGCGUAACGACGAGAAGGCCCUCCUGGACCAGCUGGUGUCCUUCCUGAGUGGCACAGACGAGAGCGAGCUGGCUGAGCUGGACCGAGCCCUGGGCAUCGACAAGCUGGUGAAGGGCGGCUGCUUCGACCCCGUCCCUCAACGGUUCCCCUCCCAGCCUCCUGCCACCACCCCCAUCUCCAUGGACCCCAAGCUGCCCGGCUACCCCUCUCAGUUCAACCCCGGCCCACCUGCCCAGUUCCCUCCAGAGAUAGCAGGGAUGCAGAGUAUGGGGGGCUUCGGUGCACCCAGGGGGGCCUUCCCUGGGGGCAUGAUGCUGAGGCCUGGCAUGGGCAGAGCGCCUGGCAUGACCAACCAGCUCCGGCUGCCUCCCAACCAGCUGAGGUUACAGCUGCAACAGAGGCUGCAGGGCCCACAGCAGCUGCAGAACAGGCUGGCUGCCAUGAGCCCGUUCCCAGGGGAAGCUCACGUUGCCAUGGGGAUGCGUCAGGGAGGGAAGCAGCCUCAGAUGCCCUCUCAGCCUCCUCUGAACGCCCAGAUGCUGGCCCAGAGGCAGCGGGAGCUCUAUAGCUUCCAGCACCGCCAGAGACAACUCCUGCAGCAGAAGGUCAUGUUGAUGAGGCAGGGCGGGGGGCCUAUGGGGGCCACCAGGGGACAAAAAGGACCCCAGCCACAGCAACAACAGUUUGGCUAUCCUCCAGGCUACAGCCCCAUGCCAGGGAACCCACCCAGCUCCCCCAGCCUAUUCAACCCCAUGGGAGGGACCCAGGACCCCAAGUUGUCGGGCCAGGGCCCUAUGGGCAGCCAGACAACUAUGACGGGAGGGAUGCAGGGACAGUUUGGGGGGGCGGUGAACUCGGUGGUGCAGCCUGUGCUCUUCCAGCAGUUUGGAGGACCAGGUAUGGUCCAGCAAGGAGACCCCUCGUUCCCUCCAGAGCUCAGCCCCACCAGUCCCCUGCUGUCCCCUCAGAACUCCACCUCCCAGAGUCCUCUGCUCCAGCAGGCCCAGCCUCCUCCUGGGUACCAGUCACCUGACAUGAAGAGUUGGCAGCAAGCUGGCAUGGGCGGAAACAGCUUGUUCAGCCAGUCUGGUCAGACGAUGCCCCAGGCCUUUGGGCAACAGGGGGUCUACAACAACAUGAGUAUCACGGUGUCAAUGGCAGGAGGCUCAGGGGGGGUGGGCUCGCUACCUUCCAUUGGACCACCUGUUGGCAUGGGCAACAGUAACCUUGGCGACAUCAACUCCAUGUGUAACGAUCAGGUACAGCAGGUUCAAGUGUUUGCCGACGUCCAGUGUACGGUGAACCUGGUGGGCAGCGACUCCUACCUGAACCAGUCGGGGUCCAUAGACACCCAGAAGGGCCCCCAGGGGCCUCAGAGCAGCCAGUCCCAGCAGAAGAGCCUCCUCCAGCAGCUCCUCACAGAGUGACUUCUCAGCUCAGCCGCCUGCCAGGAGAGUGGUGCUCCACAGACCACCAACCUCUUCUCUUUCUCACCUUUGGUUUUAGACAACUGCCUGCCGGACUGGUUAGGAGGGCCCUGGGAUGGAGACUGAGGUCCAGGUAAGAGUGUGUCUGUCUACCUGCCUGACCUGCCUGCCAGCCAGCCUCAGCCCAUACCGUACCAUAAGGCAGCAGCGAUCGUUCAGCGCUCAUUCCUGGUUACCUACUUUCAACACAAAGUCUGCUUUCAGUUCUGAGAAAGGAAUCAGCUUCCGGUUUUGCCAAGUCGUCGUGGUUGUCAAAAGAGGAUCUGGUUCCUAAUUGCCCGUUCCGUCAGGCCAUCGCAGCAGUGCGUCUUGGGAGUGCGAUCAACGUGCAGCUGAUCUCAGCUUUGGGUGGUUAACCCGUCGUCUCAACUUUUGCUCUAGCGUGAGGUGGCGUUGUGGGGACAACGUUUUGGGAAUGUUAGGUUUUUAACCUCUGCAAUGGGAAGCUCAGUUUCAGCUGGAUCUGUGACUGACUAGCUCUCUCCAUUGCAGUGCCUGAUGGGAGGAAAUUCCCAGCUCUCGUUUUUUGUUUUUGUUUCUCUGUUCUCGUCGUCUGCGUCGUCAGGACAACAAGCAGCACGGCCGGGAUGGGAUGGGAGAUUGCGUUGCUCUGCUCAGUUGGCAACACCGUCUUUCACAUUUUCAAACCACCAGGCUGUUAAAGUAACUGUCUGUCUUACACAUUUUUCUCCCCAGCAGCUGUGAAUAGGAGCCAUGUUGGGCUCUCCUUGGCCUGUCAGUAUUGUUUGUCAUGUGUAACCGUGCAGGUGGGUAGUAUUGUACAGCACAGAUGGACACACAUUGGGAUGAGUUCACACUACUUUCCUUCCACAAGCGUAAUUUAAUUACUCUAAAAUGCAACUGUCGUUUUUAGCUCAAACUAUACAUUGUGAUUCAAUGCGGUUUUCUUCCGUUUUUUUAAUUUGAGAGUAACAUGUCAGUUAUUAUAAUUUGUUCAGGCGAUAUUUGGCAUUAUGAAAAUGUACCUCUGCUAAAUGUGCUCUGUGUUCUGUAAUGUGAAAAAAGAAAAUCUCGCUAUAAGAAUUUGAUUGAUUUUAGAAAUGGCUAGCUCUGCUCUUUUGGCAGACCUUUGAAUGUUUUAAUCCCCUUAAAUGAACCUCAAAACAAACAAGAAUGGGUUAUCAAUAUUACACAAUGACAUGAAUAGGCUGUAACUCGUAACCGUAGAAGAAGUGAUGGAAGUUGAAUGGGGUGUUUUCUUGGAAACACAGUGCUCUCUCUCCUCCAACUCUCUGCCCGUGAUGAUGUCAUUCCACUGGCCACACACUACAGCUCUUUUUGACUGCUCAUGUGACUACUGUUGCCCAGUCAGACACUGUCUAUUAGCGCUAACCUCUGAUAUUUUACUGUACACAUUCAUUCGCAUAGAAAGUCUGGCCCAAAAAAACACCAUGUUUUAUGUGGGUAAACAGUAACCUAUUAACAAGCAAUGAACCCAAAAAUGAAGAGAAAGCAACAACAGAAAGAGCAAAGUUCGGCGACGUUCUAAUGAUAAUGAAAAAUCAAGUCUAAUUUGGCUUUUGGCUUCUCUGCUCUAUCCCGGGUAUGUGUAUUUCUGACUAACAGAAGGCUUUCUUAAGGGUGUUAUGGUCCAACUAGAUAUCACUGUGUAUAUACAAGGUAUUUUACAAAGUGUGCAACAUUACCCGAGCACAGCUAAUAACCGAGGAGGGUUAGGGAUGAUCAGUUGAAAUAGCAUGCAUGAUCACCAUCCUCCUGAGACCUCAAACUGAAUGCCAACUCCUUUAAUGUGCUAUGAUUUCUGAAUCACGCUGUGUACCGUUUCAAUGGCGUCUGUGUGCCUGUGCUUUAUACCCAAACAGUGGCUCAGGUGUCCUCAGCAUACAACUCAAAUUCAACCUGAAAAUGGUUCUAAUUUUGUGUGAUGUUGAUUCAAGUUGACAUGAAAAGCUGGUAGCGGUUCCAAUUCGGAGACUCAAUUUGUGAAAGAGAUAAACCUUGAUUUGACAUACCACUUCUUCCUGUCAUUCUAAGACACUUCAAAUGUUGCUUUGCUUUUAGCCUUUUGCAUUUCAUUCAAAAACAAUAUAUAUACGAUUUAAUAGAUGAGAUAUUUAAGUGUAUUUUUCUUCUGAUAAGGUAAAUGAUUUACUUUCUAUUUGAAAGGGAUGUGGGUUAACAAUUAGUACUUAUCAAUGUUAAAGCCAUUCCUGAGCCACUGUUUGGUUUAUGUAAAUAAACAUACACUUUACAAAACACACGGAAGCAAGACAAAAUUAACAGAAUGUAUGUGGAAGGAUUACAUUUGUUUUCAGUAUACAUUUGUACUAUAUAGGGUACCAGCUAACGGUUUCAUACUCCCAGAAGUGUUACAAAGGAUAACGUUUCAUGAAUCUCUUCUUCACAUACUCUCCAGCCUUCGCUCCUCAUUUAGGAACAGGCAUUACUGUAUAGAAAGUGUUAAUAGAACUAUGUCAAAUGCAGAAAUUCAUCUGAUCUGUUAAUAUUAACUGUUUAGCAUUUGGGAUAUAAUAUGCCAAAUACAAAGCACCAUUAGACAACGGUCAUUAACUUAACAGACAUUCUUAUAUGCAAGAGCCGCUCAAUGGCAAAGACAGUCCAUUCAGUACAGGUACAAGGAAAAUAUUUGAACUGGUUCUUCAACAUGUUAACAUGUAUAUAACAGACAAUGUGAAUAUGUAUUUGUUCAGAAUCGACAAAAUGUAGUGCUCCAAGUUUGUGGUAUUAACUACUCGCUUCCAUUUUAUUUUGUAUUUUUUUGAUGUAUAUGACUGUCUGAGUGUGUGUAUGUAUGUGAUUAAUACUGUAUAUCUGGUGUUUAAGAUGGAAACCGAUUAUGUCCUGAUUAGAUUUUUUUCUUCUUUUUAGAUACCUGCAAGUUUUCCUGUGGGUGUUGUUCAGAUUGCUCUUUAUGUGAGAGAAUGGUUUAGCGACUGCUGAAUGUGAUUUUACUGAGAGAGAGAGAAGCAGUGUGGACUGGCUUUUGUACGGGUUAAUUUAAAAAAAAAAAAAGGCCAUAUUAUUUAAUUUCUCUGUUGUCAAAAAGUUUAAACAGAUCUGAGAAAGUGGAACCUUGUAUUCUGAGAAGCAUCGCUCCGGUAGUUAAGUGGGCUUUUGUAGAUUGAUCGCCUGAUGUAUUUUUAGCAUUUUCAAAAAGUAAUGACCAAAGCUUUAAGAUGUUUAAUUCAUAUCAUAUGCAAGCCUCAUGCAAUUGGACGAGACAAAAUGUAGCGUUUGUUCACUUUUCUAAAAGGAAAUAGUCUAUACAUACUAGUUCCUCCUUGACCACACUACUAAUUGUGGUAGUUUGUGCUUUGCAUGUUUGUCCUUUAUUUCUUUUUCCACACAAUUUGUCCUAAGAUACUGACAAGUGACCUAUCAGAUUUAGUAUUUUUAUCUAACUUCUAUUCUUUGGAAUAUCUCAAAGUAUGAUCAGUUAGAAACUUCCUCUCCUUGUUGCCGUUGACUCCUGGCAAAGACUCAAAAAGGUUUGUAGGGCCUGACAUGCUGUCACUGUUUACAGGAAGAGAGAAACUUGCAACAGCUAGCUAUGCACCUUAACAAAAAGCUUUUUUUUAACACUGAUUUAGGUAUUCAAAGCAAACUAGAAUUUGAAUCAAUGAUUUAAAUCAAGGUAUUUUAGUUUAUUGAAAGAAGAAGAGAAGCCUAGUGAACCAAUUAUUAUUUACUUUUUUUACUCAACUAGCAUUGGUGAUAGUUGUCUGAACUUGUGGGUCUGCUCUCUCAACUGAAUCUCACAGAUUAAGAUUAUUCAAUCAAAUAUUUCAAUUUAUUUAGCUGAACACUUUAUACCAAAUUUGAGGUGCCUCUUGUAUAUACAGUAUUUUCUGCAUAGAGGACUGCUCCUCGCUGUUUGAUGAUGUUAAUGAGGAUUUUCUUAUCUUUACCUUUAUAAAACAAGUUUGCUGCAUUUUACAUUACUUUUCUACAAGAAAUCUAAAUAUUCCAGGAAUUUGCAAGAAAAACAAUCUACUUUUGCACUUUAUCUCAGAAUUAUUUAGAGGAAACAGGCCAUCAUAAAUACUACUCAUGUUCACAUCAGAUUUCAUCAUUAUCAUCAUCGUAAAUCCCCUAAAUCACAGGAGGUUGGUGGCACCUUCAUUGGGGAGGACGGGCUCGUGGUAAUGGCCAAAGCGGAAUAGGUGUAAUUACAUUUUACAUUUUAGUCAUUUAGCAGACGCUCUUAUCCAGAGCGACUUACAGUAGUGAAUGCAUACAUUUCAAUUAAUUUCAUUAAAAAAACAAUUCUGUGCUGGCCCCCCGUGGGAAGCGAACCCACAACCCUGGCGUUGCAAACACCAUGUUCUACAAACUGAGCUACAGGGAGUAAUGGUAUCAAAUACAUCAAACACGUGGUUUUCAUAUGUUUGAAGCCGUUCCAUUUGCAGACAUUAUGAGCCGUCCUCCCCUCAGCAGCCUCCUGUGCCCUAAAUGUGAUAGAAAGUAAAAUAUAGAUUUCUCAUGUUCUUAAGAACUUGGUUGCAGAGCCCAUCAAUAUGAUUACAAAAGAGAAGUGUACAUUCUCUACUACUACUCUUAUGUAGUUUGACAUAUGAUCGUUCUCUCUGCCACAGAUCCUCAAUCUAAACUAUGCCUUUCUUCUUCAGGUGAUCCACUGCCCCUCUCCCCUCGGCCAUUAGAUAACUAACGCGCUUACACUCAUACUCCUGUCCUGCAGCAGCUUUAACUGUUCAAAACAUUCCCCCUCAACUUUGCUCUUAGCUACCAGCAAUCAUUGUGCUCUGGUCUAUACUGUAGCAUUUUACAUUUUAGUCAUUUAGCAUGUGCUCUUAUCCAGAGCGACUUACAGUAGUGAGUUAAUACAUUUCCCCAUACUGGUCCCCUGUGGGAAUCGAACCCCGUUGAAGCGCCAUGCUCUACCAACUGAGCCCCACGGGACCAGCGGCAGUUCUAUUCUAUAUAUUUCUAGGCUUAGUAAUUCCUACCAAGCAGUUACAGCCUUACAUACGUGUACUGCUAUCCCCUGCAUCUGUCAUUUUGUCACCACCUUGUAACAUACUGCCUAAUGCAGAAGCAACUAACAUCCUUGUUAAGAUGAAUGCACUCUACCUUCUACAGGUAUUACUUCUCAACUGUUCCGAGUAUUGGAGCAACUGUUUGCUGAUGAUGUUUGUCAAGUGUUGUAAGUGCUGCAUAAUCGAGACUGAAGUUGGUUGUGGAUGGAGAAGUCAAAAGCUUGUCUCGCCACUUAUAAGGCCAAUGCUUUCUCAUUGAAACGAGGUUCCACUUUUCCCCCUGUAAAAUUAAUAUAAAUAAAUAUAAAUAUAUAUAUUAUACAUUUUACUCAUUUUGUCCAGUUUUGUUUAUUAAACUUGUUUUUAGACAGGCAUCAGAGCAGCUGUGUGGGUGGGACAAUAUGAAGUAUCUGGGAGAAUUAUGCAUGUUUUUAUUUCUGUGUCCAGGUGGAAUACCUGGGAUAAAUCCUACAUUUUCUUAGGACAUCGUAGACAAUCAGUCUCAGGCUAGGUCAAGUAGCUACAGGGGGUCCCUGUAGACUGAAAAGCAACGUUUUUGCAUCUACUGAAACAGUCUUAUUUGUCUGUCGAUUUUUUUGGGAGGUAUGUGGCUGCUCAGACUGGGAUUAGUUCAAAGUUUACACACACACAACUCACACACCUCGUGCGUUCAGUCCCUCUAUUGCUUUUCCAAGGUGAAGAUGCAGACCUUGAAGGAAAUUAUGCUUUGACUAACAAAUCUAUAACAUCCAUGAAUGUGAGAAUGAAACACAUUUGCAAUAAAAACACCAUUUUAAAACAGGA
Messenger RNA from Salmo salar (Atlantic salmon), 11405 nucleotides. The record is from RefSeq and is a predicted model, not a curated record. NCBI's taxonomy places the organism in Eukaryota, Metazoa, Chordata, Actinopteri, Salmoniformes, Salmonidae.